GUGAAGAGUAGUAUCAUUAUCAUGAACACCCACAGCGAUGUGAAGGUGGUGGAGCAGGGGCCAACCCGAGAAAGGCCUUACGAUGUUUUGCUGCGUUUUCUUGCCCUCUCACUCACUCUUGUCGCCACCAUCAUCGUUGGCGUUGACAAAGAGACUAAGAUCAUUUCCUACGCUGGAAUGCAAUUCACAGCCACUGCUAAGUGGCAAUACAUGUCUGCUAUUGUGUUUUUCUUGGUGUCAAAUGGAAUAGCAUGCUCCUAUGCGGGUGUUUCAUUGGUGAUGAGGGUGAUUGGAGGAAAGAGUGGAAAAAGUAACGUAGCUGUGUUGGUGCAAAGCUUUCUAGACCUUGUGAUCAUGGCACUUUUGUUUUCGGCCAAUGGAGCAGCCAUUGCAGUGGGAGUGAUAGGACAGAAGGGUAACUCGCACGUGCAAUGGAUGAAAGUGUGCAACGUGUUUGAUGCCUAUUGUCGCCAUGUUACUGCCGCUUUGGUCCUCUCUCUUAUUGGUUCCACUGUCUUUCUUUUGCUUAUCCUUCACUCUCUCUUCAAACUCCAUUACAGGUCAGCCUAAGUGUUGUUGUUUUGACUUGGACCUUGUGCUUGAUGGUUGAUGGUUGAUGGUUGAUGGUUGAUGCAUGAAAGAACUUUUAAAUAUUUAAUUUGUUAUGCCCUUAGCAGGUAGCGAUUAAAUUAAAGUGUAUUAUUUGCUUUGUACUAGUAAAUAUCCUUUAAUUACCAGAUGGUAGUGGUAGGUCUAUUUAUUUAAGAGCAGUAACACUAAAUACAGCUACUUGCUUCUGAACCCAUGAUGAAGUCCGUUUUACUUUCCAGA
Abrus precatorius (Indian licorice) is the source of this 831-nucleotide messenger RNA. Its product is annotated as CASP-like protein 1E1. The coding region runs from base 22 to 570 and encodes 182 amino acids. The record is from RefSeq and is a predicted model, not a curated record. Lineage: Eukaryota; Viridiplantae; Streptophyta; Magnoliopsida; Fabales; Fabaceae. The transcript is spliced from 2 exons.